Messenger RNA from Linum trigynum, 2049 nucleotides. The record is from the annotation of a GenBank genome assembly. Lineage: Eukaryota; Viridiplantae; Streptophyta; Magnoliopsida; Malpighiales; Linaceae.
UCUAUCCCUUAAAUUAACAGCCCAUCCUGGUUUUCUGCGUGCAUUUCAGCAAAACCCAUGAAGACCGAUAGCUCCUUCGCUAAAAAACUUGCUCGCCGCUGAAUUAUUUGGCUUUGUCCACAACCUGUUCGAUAAUAUGCCAAACUGAAAGGCGAGAGACCACUUGUAAUUGUCCUGCACCAAUGUGGCCUACUAGGUAGCUCAUGUGGGUUGACAGUCCCCUUGGAAAGGGCACAGAAAAAAGAAAAGAUGGUUGGGUCUUUUAUUUUCGGGGCAAAGAAAAGGGAUCCAUUUUUUGGAUUGGGCUUUAGGGAUAAAAGUUUUUUGGCAAAUGGCAAUUGUGUUGUGCUAAUGCUAUAUGCCAUGUUCAUCAUGCAUUGGACCGAACCAAAGGCUUAUGAUUGCCAUCUGAUCAUUUUUCACUGAACAUCAACACUUGAACUAUGUGGCCUUACUGUCAUCAAGCCUUUUCUUUUCUUUACUUUUCCUACUCAUUCUCUUUCUUUAGUUUGUACUGUCAACUCCUUCCAAGCUGGUCCUCUUCACUUCCCAAAGCUGUUUUAUGGUAAAACUUGCUGCUUGUUCUUGGGGUCCAGGUGAAAGAAUCUCUUAUGUAAUAAUUUGGGAGAAAGAUGAAAUCUUUGAGUAGUAUAGGACUUGGGUUGAGCAUAGUUUUUGGGUGCCUGUUACUAGCUCUAGUGGGUGAGCUUUACUACCUGCUAUGGUGGAAGAGAAGGUUCACAAACAGAAGAAUGACCACUGGGAGGGAUGGUUUAAGCAGCCCAGCCAAGGAAUUGUUCUACAUGUUCUGUCUCAAAAAGCCAUCAUCAUCAAACAAGGAGCUGUGCUCAUCAGUGAGAAUCACUGAUGCUCUAGUGGUGAACAAUGAGGCUCAUCAAGGGAAGGAGUUUGUGUUCAAGCCAUUUGGCGGGGAUCAUGAGAGCAGUAGUGAUGAAAUGGUUGAAGGUGAGCUCAUGAUGCUGAGCAAUAAUAGUCUCUCAGGCCCACCAAGGCUUCUGUUCACAAUUGUUGAGGAGACUAGAGAAGAUUUGGAAUCUGAGGAAGCCAAGUCAAGAGCUGGCGGUGGUAAAGGGUCAAGAGGGAGAAGCUUGAGUGAUUUGAUGUUGACUGUGGAGACACCAUAUCUCACCCCUCUUGCUUCUCCACCAUUCUUCACCCCUCCUCUCACUCCAAUGCUGGAUCCCGUUUCCAAUGGUAGUAACAGCAACAGUAGUAGUAACAACCAGAUUGGUGGGUCAUACAGCCAUGGCCAGUUGGAGACGUCAGCUGAGGCUGAGUUCAACAAGAUAAGGUCUUCCCCACCUCCAAAGUUCAAGUUCUUGCAGGAUGCAGAGGAAAAACUGUACAGGAGGAGAAGACUAGAAGAAGUUGAUGAUAAGGGGAAGUUAAAGAUAAUGAAAAGGGUUACUAGGAAUCAGAAGAUGGCCGGAAGUUCAAAGUCUGACCAAAGUGAAGAAGUAGAUGGACCUUUUAUCACCAUCAUAGUUGACAAAUACAGAGAAAGAGAGGUCAGCAGUAGUUCAAUCUCACAGGUACUUCCUCUGCCUUCUUCACCAUCAUCCAGCAAAGGCAAAGCUCCCUUUGUGUCAUAAUUAGAUUAGAGUGUUCCUUUUGUUAGUUCCUUGUUAAUCUUUAUCUUUUUUGUUUUUGUUUAUUAACAUGGGUGAAAUUAGAUGGGAUUUGUUUUCUUCCUUACUCUUCCUCUUCCCAUUAAUGUAUCAGUUUUAGCUCAUCAUCCUGGGAUUUAAGCCUCUUAAACCUCUACUAAACAUUUCUGGGAUGCUUAAGAGUGGACUGUUUUUGGUAAGGCAGACAAGAACAAGUGGGAGGGACCAGUUAACAUUGGUAUUGUUUUACAUAGUAAAAAAUAUAUUGGCACUGUCCUCCAUUUGUCACUUUGAGCUGUCUCUGAUUCACAAUGUGUAAUCAUUCUGGUGAGUGUGUGUGAAUGAGUAGUGCAAUACAACUCUCUCACUGCUGCUUCAGGUCCAAAAGGAGUAAAAAAAGGAAGAAAGUAACAUUGAAAAA